Molecule: messenger RNA, 352 nt
Organism: Rhagoletis zephyria (snowberry fruit fly)
Lineage: Eukaryota; Metazoa; Arthropoda; Insecta; Diptera; Tephritidae
Source: RefSeq, a predicted model, not a curated record
AUGACUUCAGCCGCCAGUGCUGCAAGCACCUCGACGUCGUCCGCUACGAGCUCAGCAUUGCAUCAACAGCAGCAGCAACAGCAGCAGCAGCAACAGCCACCGCCUCAGCUGCAGCGUAACGGCACCUACCAGAGUCUGGUGAGCAAGGUGGCCAACAACAACCUCAACACCGGGUACCGGUAUCAGAGCCAGAAGGCGAAGGAAGUGCAGGCGCUGUACAAACAGCAGCAGCAGCAUCAACAGCAGCAACGAGCCAACAGACAACUGCAACAGCAACAACAACAACAACAACUGCACCUUCAGCAGCAGAAACGACUUCAACAGCAGGGCCAGCACUACAACCAACAGCAGG